Molecule: messenger RNA, 11512 nt
Organism: Camelus dromedarius (Arabian camel)
Lineage: Eukaryota; Metazoa; Chordata; Mammalia; Artiodactyla; Camelidae
Gene: LAMA5
Product: laminin subunit alpha 5
Exons: 80
Coding region: 1-11112 (3703 amino acids)
Biological process (GO): animal organ morphogenesis; regulation of cell adhesion; regulation of embryonic development
Molecular function (GO): signaling receptor binding
Source: RefSeq, a predicted model, not a curated record
AUGGCGAAGCCGGGCGCGCGGCCCCGCGGCCCCUGGGGCCCCGCGCUGCCGCCGCUGCUGGCCGGGCUGGCGCUGCUGGGCGCGGCGCGGGCGGCGGCGGCGGCGGCGGCGGGCGGCGGCUUCAGCCUGCACCCGCCCUACUUCAACCUGGCCGAGGGCGCCCGCAUCGCCGCCUCGGCCACCUGCGGCGAGGAGGCCCCGGCGCGCGGCGCCCCGCGCCCCACCGAGGACCUCUACUGCAAGUUGGUGGGGGGCCCGGUGGCCGGCGGGGACCCCAACCAGACCAUCCAGGGCCAGUACUGUGACAUCUGCACGGCUGCCAACAGCAACAGGGCGCACCCCGUGAGCAACGCCAUUGAUGGCACGGAGCGCUGGUGGCAGAGUCCGCCGCUGUCCCGUGGCCUAGAGUACAACGAAGUCAACGUCACCCUGGACCUGGGCCAGGUUUUCCACGUGGCCUACGUGCUCAUCAAGUUUGCCAACUCCCCUCGGCCAGACCUCUGGGUGCUGGAGCGGUCCACGGACUUCGGCCGCACCUACCAGCCGUGGCAGUUCUUUGCCUCUUCCAAGAGGGACUGCCUGGAGCGUUUCGGGCCGCAGACGCUGGAGCGCAUCUCCAGGGAUGACGCCGUCCUCUGCACCACGGAGUACUCCCGGAUCGUGCCCCUGGAGAACGGCGAGAUCGUGGUGUCCCUGGUGAACGGGCGCCCAGGGGCCAUGAACUUCUCCUACUCGCCCCUGCUGCGUGACUUCACCAAAGCCACCAACAUCCGCCUGCGCUUCCUGCGCACCAACACACUACUGGGCCACCUCAUGGGGAAGGCGCUGAGGGACCCCACGGUCACCCGCCGGUACUACUACAGCAUCAAGGACAUCAGCGUCGGCGGCCGCUGCGUCUGCCACGGGCACGCGGAUGUCUGUGACGCCAAGGACCCGACAGACCCCUACAGGUUGCAGUGUGCCUGCCAGCACAACACAUGUGGGGGCUCCUGUGACCGCUGCUGCCCUGGCUUCAACCAGCAGCCGUGGAAGCCAGCCACCACCUACAGUGCCAACGAGUGCCAGUCCUGCAACUGCCACGGCCACGCCCACGACUGCUACUACGACCCCGAGGUGGACCAGCGCAACGCCAGCCGGAACCAGGACGACGUCUACCAGGGAGGGGGCGUGUGCAUUGACUGUCAGCAUCACACCACCGGCAUCAAUUGUGAGCGGUGCCUGCCCGGCUUCUACCGUGCCCCGGACCACCCCCUCGACUCGCCCAACGUCUGCCACCGCUGCAACUGUGAGUCGGACUUCACUGACGGGACGUGUGAGGACCUGACGGGCCGCUGCUACUGUCGGCCAAACUUCACGGGGGCGCGGUGCGACGCCUGUGCCGAGGGCUUCACUGACUUCCCACACUGCUACCCCGUGCCCUCCUCCCACAAUGACACCGGGGAGCAGGUGCUGCCGGCCGGACAGAUUGUGAACUGUGACUGCAGCGCCGCCGGGACCCAGGGCAACGCCUGCCGGAAGGACCCGCGGGUGGGACGCUGCGUGUGCAAGCCCAACUUCCAGGGCACCCACUGCGAGCUCUGCGCCCCGGGGUUCUACGGCCCGGGCUGCCGGCCGUGCCAGUGCACCAGCCCCGGAGUGGCGGACGGCAACUGUGACCGCGACUCGGGCCAGUGCACGUGCCGGGCGGGCUUCGAGGGGGCCGCGUGCGACCGCUGUGCCCCCGGCUACUUCCACUUUCCUCUCUGCCAGCUGUGUGGCUGCAGCCCCGCAGGGACCCUGCCCGAGGGCUGUGACGAGUCUGGCCGCUGCCUUUGUUGGCCUGAGUUCGAUGGCCCUCACUGUGAUCGCUGCCGUCCCGGCCACCACGGCUACCCUGACUGCCAGGCCUGCGCCUGUGACCCCCGGGGGUCCCUGGACCAGCUCUGCAGCGCGGGCGGGCUGUGCCGCUGCCGCCCUGGCUACGCGGGGGCCGCCUGCCAGGAGUGCAGCCCCAGCUUCCAUGGCUUCCCCGACUGUGCCCCCUGCCACUGCUCCCCCGAAGGCUCCCUGCACGCAGCCUGUGACCCCCGCAGUGGGCAGUGCAGCUGCCGACCCCGAGUGAUGGGGCUGCGGUGUGACGUGUGUGUGCCCGGUGCCUACAACUUCCCCUACUGCGAAGCUGGUUCCUGCCACCCUGCCGGCCUGGCCCAAGAUGACCACGUCCUUCCUGAGGCGCAGGCCCCCUGUACGUGCCGGGCUCACGUGGAGGGGCCGAGCUGCGAUCGCUGUAAACCCGGGUUCUGGGGGCUAAGUCCUGGCAACCCCGAGGGCUGCACCCGCUGCAGCUGCGACCCCAGGGGCACGCUGGGUGGAGCUGCGGAGUGCCAGCCGGGCAGCGGCCAGUGCUUCUGCAAGCCCCACGUGUGCGGCCAGACCUGCUCAGCCUGCAAGGAUGGCUUCUUCGGGCUGGACCAGGCCGACUACUUCGGCUGCCGUGGCUGCCGGUGCGACGUUGGCGGUGCCCUGGGACAGGGCUGUGAGCUGAGGACAGGCGCCUGCCUCUGCCGCCCCAACACCCAGGGCCCCACCUGCAGCGAGCCAGCGCGGGACCACUUCCUCCCUGACCUGCACCACCUGCGCCUGGAGCUGGAGGAGGCGGCCACGCCCGAGGGCCACGCUGUGCGCUUCGGUUUCAACCCCCUUGAGUUCGAGAACUUCAGCUGGAGGGGCUACGCACAGAUGGCUGCCAUCCAGCCCAGGAUCGUGGCCAGGCUGAACGUGACCUCCCCUGAUCUCUUCCGACUCGUCUUUCGAUAUGUCAACCGCGGGCCCUCGAGUGUGAGCGGGAGGGUCUCCGUGCGGGACCAGGGCACGUUUGCCACCUGUGCCAAUUGCACAGAGCAGAGCCAGCCCGUGGCCUUCCCCCCCAGCACAGAGCCUGCCUUCGUCACCGUGCCCGGGAGGGGCUUCGGGGAGCCCUUCGUGCUGAACCCCGGCAACUGGGCCCUGUUCUUGGAGGCCGAAGGAGUGCUCCUGGACUAUGUGGUCCUGCUGCCCAGUGCCUACUACGAGGCGGCCCUCCUGCAGCUGCGGGUGACUGAGCCCUGCACGUUCCGGCCUGCUGCCCAGCGCUCCGGGGAGAACUGCCUCCUCUACACCCACCUGCCCCUGGACGGCUUCCCUUCCGCCGCUGGGCCUGAGGCCCUGUGUCGCCAUGACAACAGCCUACCCCGGCCCUGCCCCACGGAGCAGCUCAGCUCCUCACACCCACUGCUGGUCGCCUGCCGGGGCAGUGAUGUGGACAUCCAGCUUCAGGUGGCAGUGCCCCAGCCGGGCCGCUAUGCCCUGGUGGUGGAGUACGCCAACGAGGAUGCCCGCCAGGAGGUGGACGUGGCCGUGCACAGCCCCCAGCGGGACCCCCAGCAGGGGGCGCUCACCCUCCACCCCUGCCCAUACAGUACCUUGUGCCGGGGCACUGCUCUGGAUGCCCAGCGCCACCUGGCCGUCUUCCACCUGGACACGGAGGCUAGCGUCCGGCUCACGGCUGAGCAGGCUCGCUUCUUCCUGCGCAGUGUCACCUUGGUGCCCGUGGAGACGUUCAGCUCGGAGUUCGUGGAGCCCCGCGUCCACUGCAUCAGCAGUCACGGUGCCUUCGGCCCCAGCAGUGCCACCUGCCUGCCCUCCCGCUUCCCAAAGCCGCCGCGGCCCAUCGUGCUCAGGGACUGCCAGGUGCUGCCUUUGCCACCUGGCCGCCCGCUGACCCACUCGCAGGAGCUCACGCCAGGCGCGCCCCCAUCUGGGCCCCAGCCUCGGCCCCCUACUGCCGUGGACCCUGAUGUGGAGCCCACCCUGCUGCGCCACCCCGAGGGCACCGUGGUCUUCACCACCCACGUGCCCGCCCUGGGCCGCUACGCCUUCCUGCUGCACGGCUACCAGCCAGCCCACCCGGCCUUCGCCGUGGAGGUUCUCAUCAAUGGGGGCCGCGUCUGGCAGGGCCACGCCAACGCCAGCUUCUGCCCACACGGCUACGGCUGCCGCACCUUGGUGGUGUGUGAGGGCCGGGCCGUCUUGGACGUGACCGACAGCGAGCUCACAGUGACCGUGCGUGUGCCUGAGGGCCGGUGGCUCUGGCUGGAUUACGUGCUGGUGGUCCCUGAGGACGCCUACAGCCCCAGCUAUCUCCAGGAGGAGCCCCUGGACAAAUCCUACGAGUUCAUCAGCCAGUGCGCCACCCAUGGUUACCACAUCAGCCCCACCAGCUCGCCCCCUUUCUGCCGCCACGCCGCUGCCUCCCUCUCCCUCUUCUACAACAACGGUGCUCGGCCGUGCAGCUGCCACGAAGUGGGCGCCACGGGCUCCACAUGCGAGGCCUUCGGGGGUCAGUGUCCCUGCCGUGCCCAUGUCAUCGGCCGCGACUGCUCCCGCUGCGCCACCGGCUACUGGGGCUUCCCCAACUGCAGGCCCUGCGACUGCGGUGGCCGCCUCUGUGAUGAGCUCACGGGCCAGUGCAUCUGCCCACCCCGCACCGUCCCACCCGACUGCAUCGUCUGCCAGCCCCAGACCUUCGGCUGCCACCCCCUGGUCGGCUGUGAGGAGUGUAACUGCUCGGGGCCCGGCGUCCAGGAGCUCACGGACCCCACCUGUGACGUGGACAGCGGCCAGUGCAGGUGCAGACCCAACGUGGCAGGACGCCGCUGUGACACUUGUGCUCCUGGGUUCCACGGCUACCCCAGCUGCCGCCCCUGUGACUGCCACGAAGCAGGUUCCGCGCCCGGCACGUGUGACCCCCUCACGGGCCAGUGCUACUGCAAGGAGAACGUGCAGGGCCCGAGGUGUGACCAGUGCCGCCUUGGGACAUUCUCCCUGGAAGCCGCCAACCCCAAAGGCUGCACCCGCUGCUUCUGCUUCGGGGCCACGGAUCGCUGCCGGAGCUCGGCCUAUGCCCGUCGGGAGUUCGUGGACAUGGAGGGCUGGACGCUGCUGAGCGGUGACCGGCAGGAGGUGCCCCACGAGCGGCAGGUGGAGGCCAUGCUGCUUCGCGCGGACCUGCGGCGCGUGCCCGAGGCCUUCCCCGAGCUGUACUGGCAGGCCCCGCCCUCCUACCUGGGAGACCGGGUGUCGUCCUAUGGUGGGACCCUCCGCUACGAACUGCACUCAGAGGCCCAGCGGGGAGACGUGUUCAUCCCCAUGGAAAGCCGUCCAGACGUGGUGCUGAAGGGCAACCAGAUGAGCAUCACGUUCCUGGAGCCAGCGUACCCAGUGCCGGGCCACGUUCACCGAGGGGCGCUGCAGCUGGUGGAGGGGAACUUCCGGCACAUGGAGACCCACAACGCCGUGUCCCGGGAGGAGCUCAUGAUGGUGCUGGCCGGCCUGGAGCAGCUGCAGCUCCGCGCCCUCUUCUCGCAGACCUCCUCGGCCGUCUCCCUGCGUAGGGUGGCGCUGGAGGUGGCCAGUGAGGCGGGCGGGGGCCCUCCGGCCAGCAGUGUGGAGCUGUGCAUGUGCCCUGCCAACUACCGUGGGGACUCGUGCCAGGAAUGUGCCCCUGGCUACUACCGGGACGUCAAAGGUCUCUUCUUGGGUCGCUGUGUCCCUUGUCAGUGCCACGGCCACUCGGACCGCUGCCUCCCUGGCUCAGGCAUCUGCGUGGGCUGCCAGCACAACACAGAGGGCGACCACUGUGAGCACUGCCAGGACGGCUUCGUGCGUGGUGGGUCGGAGGGCGCCGCGGUCCCCUGCGUCAGCUGCCCCUGCCCCCUCGCUGUGCCUUCCAACAACUUCGCCAUGGGCUGCAUCCUGCGAGGUGGCCGCACCCAGUGUCUCUGCAAACCAGGCUAUGCUGGGGCCUCCUGCGAGCGGUGCGCUCCUGGCUUCUUUGGGAACCCGCUGGUGCUGGGCAGCUCCUGCCAGCCCUGUGACUGCAGCGGCAACGGCGAUCCCAACAUGCUCUUCAGUGACUGCGACCCCCUGACAGGCGCCUGCCGCGGCUGCCUGCGCCACACCACUGGGCCCCGCUGCGAGAGCUGCGCCCCCGGCUUCUACGGCAACGCCCUGCUGCCCGGCAACUGCACCCGGUGUGACUGCUCCCCGUGUGGGACGGAGGCCUGUGACCCCCACAGUGGGCACUGCUUGUGCAAGGCGGGUGUGACAGGGCUGCGCUGUGACCGCUGUCAGGAAGGACACUUUGGUUUUGAGGGCUGUGGGGGUUGCCGCCCAUGCGCCUGUGGACCAGCCGCCGAGGGCUCCAAGUGCGACCCCCAGAGUGGGCAGUGCCACUGCCGGCCAGGGGCUGGGGGGCCCCAGUGCCGCGAGUGUGCCCCCGGCCACUGGGGCGUCCCUGAGCAGGGCUGCAAGCGCUGCCAGUGCCAGGAGGGCCACUGUGACCUGCAUACAGGCCACUGUACGUGCCCCCCUGGGCUCAGUGGGGAGCGCUGUGACACCUGUAGCCAGCAGCACCAGGUGCCCGUGCCAGGGAAGCCUGGGGGCCACGGCGUACACUGCGAAGUGUGUGACCACUGUGUGGUUCUGCUCCUGGAUGACCUGGAGCGGGCCGGAGCGCUCCUCCCCGCCAUCCGCGAGCAGCUGCGUGGCAUCAAUGCCAGCUCUGUGGCCUGGGCCCGGCUGCACAGGCUGGACGCCUCCAUCGGUGAUCUGCAGAGCCAGCUCCGGAGCCCCUCGGGCCUCCACCACGAGACCGCACUGCAGCUGGAGGCCUUGGAGCGACAGACCUCAAGCCUCGGGCAGGACACACAGCGGCUGGAUGGCCAGGCUGCAGGGGCUCGAGCCCAGGCCAGCCAGCUGCUGGACAGCACCGAGGCCACACUGGGCCGGGCACAGACACUGCUGGUAGCCAUCCAGGCUGUGGACCGCGCCCUGAGCGAGCUCGAGUCUCAGGCAGACCGCCUGUCACCAGCCAAUGCCUCGGUCCCCUCGGGCGAGCAGCUACGCCGGACACUGGCCGAGGUGGAACGGCUGCUCCGGGAGAUGCGGGCCCGUGACCUGGGGGCUCCGCGGGCAGCUGCUGAGACCGAGCUGGGGGAGGCCCAGAGAUUGCUGGCCCGAGUGCAGGAGCAGCUGACUGCACGCUGGGAGAGGAACCAAGCACUGGUGGCGCGCACCCGAGACCAGCUGGCCCAGCAUGAGGCCGGCCUCAUGGACCUGCGGGAGGCUCUGAACCGGGCGGUGGGCACCACUCGGGAGGCCGAGGAGCUCAACAGCCGAAACCAGGAGCGCCUGGAGGAGGCCCUGCAACGGAAGCAGGAGCUGUCCCGAGACAAUGCCACCCUGGGGGCCACUCUGCAGGCCGCCAGAGACACCCUAGCCCAGCUCUCUGAGCUUCUGCAUGGCAUGGACCGGGCCAAGGAGGAGUACGAGCACCUCGCUGCCAGCCUGGACGGGGCCCGGACGCCGCUGCUGGAGAAGAUGCGAGCCUUCUCCCCCGCGAGCAGCAAGGUGGAUCUGGUGGAGGCCGCUGAGGCCCACGCACAGCAGCUGGACCAGCUGGCGUUCAAUCUUUCCAGCAUCAUCCUCGGAGUCAACCAGGACCGCUUCAUCCAGCGGGCCAUCGAGGCUGCCAACGCCUACAGCAGCAUUCUGCAAGCAGUGCAGGCCGCCGCGGGCGCGGCUGGGCAGGCACAGCAGCAGGCCAGCCACACGUGGGCGAUGGUGGUGCAGCAGGGCCUGGCGCCCCGAGCCCGGGAGCUCCUUGCCAACAGCAGUGCCCUGGAGGAGGCCGUCCUGGGGGAGCAGCGGAGGCUGGGCCUCGCGCGGGCCACCUUCCAGGGCACCGGGACCCAGCUCCGUGACGCCCGGGCCAGGAAGGAGCAGCUGGCGGCCCGAGUCCAGGAGGUACAGGCCAUGCUGGCCAUGGACACAGACGAAACCAGCAAGAAGAUCGCCCAUGCCAAGGCCGUGGCCGCCGAAGCCCAGGACACAGCUGCCCGCGUGCAGUCCCGGCUUCACGACAUGCAGGAAACCGUGGAGCGGUGGCAGGGCCAGUACCAGGGCCUGCGGAGCCAGGACCUGGGCCAGGUGAUGCUGGACGCAGGCCGCUCAGUGUCAGCCCUGGAGAAGACGCUGCCGCAGCUGCUGACCACGCUGAGCCUCCUGCAGGACCGCGGGGCGCGCAACGCCAGCCUGGCCCUGUCCGCCAGCAUCGGCCGUGUGCGGGAGCUCAUUGCCCAGGCCCGGGGCGCAGCCAGCAAGGUCAAGGUGCCCAUGAAGUUCAACGGGCGUUCAGGGGUGCGGCUACGCGCCCCUCGCGACCUCAGCGACCUUGCGGCCUACACUGCUCUCAGGUUCUACCUGCAGAGCCCGCAGCCGGCCUCGGGCCAGGCCGCCAGGGACCAGUUUGUGCUGUACAUGGGCGGCCGCCAGGCCACUGGCGACUACAUGGGUGUGGCUCUGCGGGACCAGAAGGUGCAGUGGGUGUACCGCCUCGGGGGGGCGGGCCCUGCGGCCCUCAGCAUCGACGAAGACAUCGGGGAGCAGUUCGCAGCCGUCAGCAUUGACAGGACCCUGCAGUUUGGCCACAUGUCUGUCACGGUGGAGAACCAGGUGGUCCAGGAGACCAAGGGCGACACGGUGGCCCCGGGGGCGGAAGGGCUGCUCAGCCUGCAGCCCAAUGACUUCGUCUUCUACGUGGGGGGCUACCCCAGCAGCUUCACGCCCCCCGAACCCCUCCGCUUUCCUGGCUACCGGGGCUGCAUUGAGUUGGACACGCUCAACGAGGACGUGGUCAGUCUCUACAACUUCGAGGAGACCUUCCAGCUGGACACGGCCGUGGAUAAGCCUUGUGCCCGCUCCAAGUCGACCGGGGACCCGUGGCUCACAGACGGCUCCUACCUGGAUGGCUCCGGCUUCGCCCGCAUCAGCGUGGAGAGUCAGAUCAGCAACACCAAGCGCUUCGAGCAGGAGCUGCGGCUCGUGUCCUACAGCGGGGUCAUCUUCUUCCUGCAGCACCAGGACCAGUUCCUGUGCCUGGCCGUGCGGGAAGGCAGCCUCGUGCUCCUCUACGACUUCGGUGCGGGCUUGAAGGAGGCCGUCCCAAUGCAGCCCCUGCCUCCUCUGACCACGACCAGCAAGGCGAUCCAGGUGUUCCUGCUGGGGGGCAGCCGGAAGCGUGUGCUGGUGCGCGUGGAGAGGACCACGGUGUUCAGCGUGGAGCAGGAGAACUCGCUGGAGCUGGCCGACGCCUACUACCUGGGGGGGGUGCCGCCCGGCCUGCUGCCCCUGAGUCUGCUGCGGCUCUUCCCCUCCGGAGGCUCCAUCCGUGGCUGCAUCAAGGGCAUCAAAGCUCUGGGCAAGUACGUGGACCUCAAGAGGCUGAACACCACGGGCAUCAGCUCCGGCUGCACCGCAGACCUGCUGGUGGGGCGGGCCAUGACUUUCCACGGCCACAGCUUCCUGCCCCUGGCACUCCCCAGCGACCUGGCGCCCCUCACGGGCAACGUCUACUCCGGCUUCGGCUUCCGCAGCACCCAGGACAGUGGGCUGCUCUACCACCGAGCGUCCCCGGAUGGGUCGUGCGAGGUGUCCCUGCAGCAGGGCCACGUGACACUCCGGCUUCUGAGGACCGAGGUGAAAACACGAGGGAGCUUUGCCGACGGGGUUCCCCAUUAUGUCACGUUCUUCAGCAAUUCCUCAGGGGUUUGGCUCUACGUGGAUGACCAGCUUCAACAGAUGAAGCCCCACCGGGGGCUGUGGCCCCCACCCCCGCCCCAGCCCGCGGGGGCCCCUCGCCUCCUCCUGGGAGGCUGGCCUGAGGCUGACACCCUCCGGAACUUCAGUGGCUGCAUCAGCAACGUGUUUCUGCUGCGGCUCAAGGGGCCGCAGCGCGUGUUUGACCUGCAGCAGAACCUGGGCGGUCUCAAUGUGAGCUCGGGCUGUGCCCCGGCCGCCCCACCCCAGGCCCUGGAGCAGGGCCCGAGAGGACUGCGGGCCGCCGCGGCUCGGAAGGCCUCCCGCCGCAGCCGGCAGCCCGCCCAGGACCCUGCCUGCUCGCCAACCCGGCCCCUCAGGACCAUUCGAGACGCCUACCAGUUUGGGGGCCACCUGUCCAGUCACCUGGAGUUUGCACACGUCCCAGCGCCCCCCGGGGACUGGUCCCAGGUCUCGAUGCUUGUCCGCCCACUCGCCCCCCAAGGGCUCCUGCUCCUCGCCGCCCCACUGACUGCCCGCAGCCCCUCCCUGGCCCUUUUCCUGAGCCACGGACGCUUUGUCGCUCGGACAGAAGGCCCAGGGCCCCAGCUCCACGUCCAGAGCCGCCGGCGUUCACGGGCUGGCCGGUGGCAUAGGGUGUCCGUGCGCUGGGAGAAGACUCGGAUCCAGCUGGUGACGGACGGGGUCUGGGCCCGGAGUCAGGAGGAGCCAGGCCAGCAGCACCAGGGGGAGGAGGGCCCCCGGCCCCAUACUCUCUUUGUGGGGGGCCUCCCUGCCAGCGGCUUCAGCCCCAAGCUCCCAGUGGCCAUCAACAGCUCCGGGUUCAGUGGUUGUGUGAAGAGACUGAGGUUGGACGGGCAGCUCCUGGGGGCCCCCACGCGGAUGGUGGGGGUCACACCCUGCUUCUCAGGUCCUCUGGAGAAGGGCCUGUUCUUUGCUGGCAGCGGGGGAAGCAUCACUCUAGACAUCCUGGGGGCCACACUGCCUGACGUGGGCCUGGAGCUGGAGGUACGGCCCCAGACAGCCACCGGCCUCAUCUUCCACUUGGGCCGGGCCCAGGCGCCCCCCUACCUGCAGUUGCAGGUGUUGGAGAAGCAGGUCCUGCUGCGGGCAGACGACGGUGCAGGCGAGUUCUCCACGCUGGUGACGCACCCCAAGGCGCUCUGUGAUGGGCAGUGGCACCGGCUGGCCGUGACCAAAGUGGGGCGCGCCCUCCGGCUGGAAGUGGACCUGCAAGGCAACCGCACCCUUGGCCCCACGCCCGGGGCCUCGGCUGACACCUUGGUGCCUCUGCACCUCGGGGGCCUGCCUGAAUCCAGGGCCACGCAGGCUGGGCUCCCGACGUGGACGCACCCUCAGCCUCCAGUCUACCUCGGCUGCAUGAGGAACCUGGAGGUGAACCGCUCCCCAGUGGCCCUGCCUCGCUCUGCCCGCGUGCAGGGGGCUGUGGGGGCCAGUGGCUGCCCUGCCACGUAGCACAGCUGCCCCCGGACCCUUGCCAGAACCAGUGGUAUACGUGCAGGAGGGUCUUCAGGACCCCCAGGUGGGCCGCCCAUCAGGCAGGGUCCUGCUCCUCAACCCCAGGCCCCCCACAGAACUUGCCGACAGCACCGCCCGCAGCCCUUUUCACAGAGGAGGUUUGUGUGUAUUUAUCUAGGCUCCAGGUUGUACAGGUUAUGAGUCUUAUUUCUGGAAAUGGUUUAAGUUAUGUCUGAUUUUCUAAUCGAAAGGAUAAAUACUGUAAAACGGUUUUUAUACUUUUUAUCUUUCAGUUUAAUAUGAGAUUCUCUUUCCACUCAUUUUAAUAGUACAAGAAACCUGUAAACCACUGGUCCCUGCUUCUUAAAACAAAAAUUAAAAAUUUAACUCCAUGUAA